AGUGAAAUUUCAGCGGAAACUUAGGUAAAUGUAGCAUUGGCCGACCUUAAUUAUUGGUAGUAACUCAAAUAUACAAAAUAUAUACACUAAUAUGUAUAUUUAAGUUUAAAUAUACAAAACCUAUAUACUUGCAGACUAUUUUGUAAACUAGAUCACCCAAAAGUAUUAGGCUAUAAUAUUCCUAAUUUCAACAAUUUGUUUCAACCUGCAACCUGCCCUCUCCCACCUUAAAUUUUUAAAAAUAAUUGUUAGAACCCCUAUGCAAACUAUUGAGAUUUGGAAGCAAGUUAUAAGCUUUCUACUAUGCGAGCAUAGUUUUAUAUUUUUAUUUUUUCUGUAUAUGGAUGUACAUUCUAUAAAUAGCCCUUAUUGACAAGUCGGCAAUUCUUAUUGACACAUUUCACCAAACUCUAAUAAUUUCUUGCCUGCAUGAAAUUUCUUAGAGACGGUGGUUGAGAAACUUUAGUGUGUGUUUGGUCCAUCAAACAAUGACAACACAAGCAACACUAGAAAACACGAAAUAAAUCCAAUUAAUUAUCUUCCCUUAAUUAGCUAAAGUACAAGAAUUUUUAGUUAGUCAUGCUAUAUAUAACUCCUUGUUGAAGUCACCAAAAGCCCCAGCAUUGAAGCUUUAAACUUUCACGUUUUCUUGAUCAUAUCACUAAUUAAAAUGAGUCUUUUACAUUCUCUUAUUGCUCUUUUGCUAAUUUUCUUCAUGUUGGAAGCUCCCACUCAAGCUCAAGGGAAGAAUUUAGUUUCUGCCAUUUUGAUCUUUGGAGACUCAACAGCUGAUCCUGGAAAUAAUAACUACAUAACAACUCCUUUCAAGAGUAAUUUUUCACCCUAUGGGAAGGAUUUUCUCAACCGUGUUCCAACUGGGAGGUUUACUAAUGGGAUGCUUGCUACUGAUUUCGUUGCUAGGUAUGUUGGUGUGAAAGAUUAUGUGCCUGCAUAUUUGGAUCCAAGUUUAAGUAUUGAAGAGCUCAAGACUGGAGUUAGUUUUGCUUCUGCUGGGACUGGAUAUGAUCCCCUCACACCAAAAAUCAGUAGUGUGAUCUCAUUAUCGAAGCAGCUAGAAUAUUUCAAGGAAUAUCAAGGAAAAAUAGAGGCAACUAUUGGAAAAGAGCAAAUGAAUAAUUUGAUAAAGGAAGCAUUGGUCUUGGUUAGUGCAGGCACAAAUGACUUUGUUGUUAAUUACAACACAUUUCCAGUUCGUCGUAAAAACUACACCAUCUCAGCCUACACAGAUUUCUUGUUACAACAUGUGGAGCAAUUCCUACAGGAAUUGUUGGAUCAAGGGGCUAGGAAAAUUGGUGUGGUAGGUCUACCACCAAUGGGUUGUUUACCAGUUGUCAUCACUCUUCACUCUGAUGAUGCAUUUUCAAAGAGAGGUUGUGCUGAUUUUUUCUCUUCCAUUGCUAGAGACUACAAUUCCAAGCUCCAAAACCACCUAAAUACCAUGCAAACUAGGUUUGCAAACUUGGGUUCUCGAAUUGCUUAUAUGGAUAUCUAUGGACCAUUGAUGGACACGAUUCUUGGCCACAAAUAUGAUAUUGAAAAGGCUAACCGUGGCUGUUGUGGUACGGGCUUAUUGGAAACUACAUUUUUGUGCAACCCAUAUUCAUAUGUUUGCCAAGAUGCAUCAAAGUAUGUGUUUUGGGAUUCAAUACAUCCAACUGAGAAGACAUAUUAUCUUAUUUCUCAAGCACUUCAGCCAACUAUUGAUUCCAUCACCAAGUAUUAGUACCAUAUUAUAUCAAGGCAGCGGUUGAUUAUGAGUUCACUUGAACUUAAUAGUUUUUUCCCAUAUUUCUUGUAUAUUUAUUGAGAUAUCUAUUUAAUAUUUAUAAACUCAAUUAUUUAUUGUAUGUUAACUUGAGGUCGUUAUAAAAAUUAUCCAUUAACUUCAAAUAUA
Messenger RNA from Lycium barbarum (goji berry), 1915 nucleotides. RefSeq names its product GDSL esterase/lipase At5g45960-like. The transcript has 5 exons. The record is from RefSeq and is a predicted model, not a curated record. Gene Ontology annotation, molecular function: hydrolase activity, acting on ester bonds. NCBI's taxonomy places the organism in Eukaryota, Viridiplantae, Streptophyta, Magnoliopsida, Solanales, Solanaceae. The coding region runs from base 671 to 1744 and encodes 357 amino acids.